This is a messenger RNA of Cooperia oncophora, 387 nucleotides long. NCBI's taxonomy places the organism in Eukaryota, Metazoa, Nematoda, Chromadorea, Rhabditida, Trichostrongylidae. The record is from the annotation of a GenBank genome assembly.
CAGGCUUCCGUCGAGGACAAAUUCAUCCCGGUAAACGAGACUCGAGUCUGUGCAGCAUACCUCUGCAUUAAAGUGAUUGUCCACGCAGGAAUUGAUGACGAUAACGUUUUCCAACAAGGUAUCUCGUCUCGAUGUGGGUACACGGGGGGCGAUCGUGCAGCUUGUUCGCGGAUCGACGGUUGCACUAAUAUCUCAGUCUUCGAUGGCAUGAAUGGGAAUUUCUCAUUUUGUUGCUGCCAUACUCCUCAUUGCAACAAAGCGACGGAUGGCGAGCUGGAAUCAAUUUAUGCCGAAACGCGAAGGAAGAAAGCCGUAACAACGUCCUCGUCAUCGCUAAUCUCUUCUCUGCCAUUAUUACUCAUACCUUUAUUCCAAACGCUCUCCUAA